AUGAAUACAGCAUGCUCUAUAACCUUAUUUUUCUUUGUCAUUUGCUUCAUUUUCCCACUUUCUCAAGCACUAAACAAGGGUUUUAGCGUUGAACUCAUCCACCGCGAUUCUAUAAAAUCGCCACUCUACAAACCUGCUCAAAACAAAUAUCAAAAUAUUGUCAAUGCUGCACGUCGCUCCAUCGACCGUGUCAGUCGUUUCUAUGAGAAUUCCCUGAACACUUCACCGGAAUCAACUAUAGUCCCCGAUAAUGCUGAGUAUCUCAUGACGUAUUCCAUUGGUACUCCACCGUUUAAACUAUAUGGUAUAGCGGAUACCGGUAGUGACAUUGUUUGGCUUCAAUGCGAGCCUUGUGAACAAUGUUACAAUCAAACUACUCCCAAGUUUACGCCAGCAAAAUCAUCGACUUACAAAAACAUUCCUUGCUCGUCAAACCUAUGUCAAUCCGUGAGAGACUCCUCUUGCGAUGACAAAAAUAAUUGCGAGUAUUCUAUUUCUUACGGCGAUCGAUCACAUUCGCAAGGAGAUCUUAGUGUUGAUACUCUUACAUUAGAAUCCACCACUGGACAAUCGGUUCCAUUUCCUAAUACCGUGAUAGGAUGUGGAACCGAUAAUACAGUUUCGUUUCAAGGCGUAAGCUCGGGGAUAGUUGGUCUUGGAGGUGGACCAGUGUCUUUCAUAACACAAUUAGGAUCGUCAAUUGGUGGUAAAUUCUCUUAUUGUUUGCCACCUUCUUUACUUGUGUCAGAGACUCAGUCAAACUCAACUACGAAACUCAAUUUCGGAGAUGCUGCUAUUGUUUCUGGUGACGGUGUUGUGUCAACUCCUAUAGUAAAAAAGGACUCUCCGGUUUUCUACUAUCUUACCUUGGAAUCAUUUAGUGUCGAAAACAAGACAGUAGAAUUCGAAGGGUUAUCUACGAGUGCCAACGGCAAUGAGGGUAAUAUAAUAAUUGAUUCAGGCACAACAUUGACGCUUUUACCAUCUAAAAUUUACACCGACUUGGAAUCAGCUGUAGUCGAAUCGGUGAAACUAGAGCGAGUUGACGAUCCUAAUAAAAUAUUCAACCUUUGUUAUAGUCUCACAUCGGACAAAUAUGAUUUUCCUCUAAUCACCGCGCAUUUCGACGGGGCAGAUGUGAAGUUGCAUCCUAUUAGUACUUUUGUUCAAGUUGCUGAUGGCAUUGUUUGCUUUGCAUUUCAAUCAUCUCAAAUUGGUUCAAUUUUUGGAAACUUGGCUCAACAGAAUUUGUUGGUUGGUUAUGACCUUCAAGAGAAGACUGUGUCCUUUAAGGCUACUGAUUGUACCAAAGUCUAA
Messenger RNA from Vicia villosa (hairy vetch), 1317 nucleotides. Its product is annotated as aspartic proteinase CDR1-like. The transcript has a single exon. The record is from RefSeq and is a predicted model, not a curated record. Lineage: Eukaryota; Viridiplantae; Streptophyta; Magnoliopsida; Fabales; Fabaceae. The coding region runs from base 1 to 1317 and encodes 438 amino acids. Gene Ontology annotation, biological process: proteolysis. Gene Ontology annotation, cellular component: extracellular region. Gene Ontology annotation, molecular function: aspartic-type endopeptidase activity.